This is a messenger RNA of Paramecium tetraurelia, 822 nucleotides long. RefSeq lists its product as uncharacterized. The transcript is spliced from 5 exons. The record is from RefSeq and is a predicted model, not a curated record. NCBI's taxonomy places the organism in Eukaryota, Ciliophora, Oligohymenophorea, Peniculida, Parameciidae.
AUGGUCUUGAGAAGAUUCACACAAUAGUAUAAGAGCGUCUAUUCAUUUUGCAAAGUUGAAUCUUACACAAUAAAACCAUAGAAUACUGUGAUAGACUACAAAACAUUAACUUAUAAUCCAUAAUAGAAAAUCAAAUUUGAUUCAUCGAACAAAUCGUUACUCUACUAUUACAAACCUCUGGUAAUCAUAAUCUCUCUAUAUCAUACAGCUUUGGACUUAUCAAUUAUAAUAUUGGGUGUAUUUAUUCCCCAUGGUAUUAGUUGGAAAUGUGAUCAAGCAUAAUCCUUGUAAGACUUAAAUAUUUAGAUGUUAGUCUAUUCAACAUUUCCUGCAGCAUUGCCGAUGAUGUUUACAGUCGAGUUUUGGUUGUUCUUGAGAUGGUUCAAGAAAUUCAAAUACUUGAGAUAUGUCGUAUCUGAAGUCUACUUGCAUAAGGAUGGUCAAACUGUAGAAGUAGUAUUUGAGAAGAAAUUUUGGAGAAAAGUAAAGGAAUAAAAUGUGACUCAAAUAUUUUAUGUGACAAAUUUGAAGACCUUAAGUGGGGAUGACAAGAGACCUUUGAAGGGGAAUCUGUUUCCAGAUCAAUGGCCUCAGAAAAAGGAAUUAUUCAAACAAUGGAGAUGGUCUUUCGUUAAAUAUUAUCUAAAUUAAAACAACUUCCUAGUAUUCCCAUCAAAUCCUAAUUACGUUAAUGCAGAAAUUUUGAUUGCUGUUAUGAAUGGGAAGAUCAUAAAUACAUCAAAAUAAUACGUAGAAGAUGUUGAAGGAGACAUGGUUGAGUUGGUCGAGGAGGGAAAGAUCAAAUCAGACACAUUAAUAUGA